AUGGAGCAGCAGCUGCAGCAACUGGUCGAUCAAGUUCAGAGGCUGACGACGGAGAGUCAGAACAUGAGACAGGAACUUCAGAACAGAGACGUGACGAUCGCAGAGAUGCGAGGUCAGCUUCAAGCUCAGCAACAGGCUCAGCAGCAGCGGGUAGCCCCGCGCGGCGAGAUGAUGGAUCCGAAGAUUCUUCACAAGGUGAAGCCGUUCGACGGCCACAGGGCGAGUUGGAAGACGUUCAGUUUCCAGUACAGAGCGUACCUGAUCGCCCAGGAUCGAAGGUACCGAGAUCUUCUGGAAAGGUGCGAGGACGGAGCCCAGGAGGUGGACAACGUCAACCUGGACGCGCAGGAGGAAGAGCUAAGCACGCAGUUGUACUACGGCCUGGUCCUGGCGAUGCCCGAGGACUCAGUAGGCGAGCUGAUCGUGAGGAACAGCCCAGUAGGAGAAGGAGCCGAGUGUUGGAGGAAACUUCAGAAGGAGUACAACCCGAGCGAGGCAGGAAACGUGCUGGCGAUGUGGACCAAGCUCACGGACACGAAGUUCGACGCCAAAGAAGACGUGAUGGUGAGCAUCAGCAAGCUGGACGAGGACAUGACAAGGUACCAGAAGAUGGCAGGAGAACCAGUCUCGGACCUGAUCAAGCGAGGCAUCCUUACAAAGGCGCUGAAGGAUCACGACGAGCUGCAGAAGCACGUGUUUCGGAACAGCAGUCGCCUAAGUACGUACGAGCUCCUGAGAGCCGAGGUGGUGUCGGCGUUGAUGGCAGAGCGAGCGGUUCAGGACGACCCGAUGGAGAUAGGCGCGCUGAAGGGCGGAAAGAGACCGUGGAAAGGCCGCGGCAAAGGGAAAGACGGCAAGGGCAAGGAGAGGCCACCGAAUCCCGACGCCGAGAUCGAGUGCCACUACUGUCACAAGAAGGGCCACCGCAGCGCAAACUGCCGAAAGCGGAUCGCCGACGAGAAGAAUACAUCCGAGAAGGACAAGAAGGACAAGAAGCAGCUCCGUCUCAAGAAGCGCAGCCACACGAUCGACUGGAAGUACUGCUUGCCUAGCUACCACCAAUAUGUCUGCUGCUCUUGCAAGAAGACCUUUGAAGGAUGGCGAUGGCACUUCGAUCAGUGGAAGCUGGACUACUGUGCCGCGUGUGCCGAGUACUGCCUGGACAACUGGUUCAAGGACGAGGAAGAGCCAGACGACAACGAGAAGCAUGUCACCGUCGCUGGUCUUCGGCCCGUGGAUGAAGAUCAGAGCCCUGCAGAUGACCGAUUGCGGUUAGCCCCGCUUCGGAAUGCGAUCAUGCUCGACUCAGGUGCGCAGAUCAGUGCGAUACCGAGAUCACAGGUGACCAAGCAUAACUACACGCCGACGGACAGCAACGUUGUCGGCUUGAAGGGCAUAGGAGGCGAGGAGAUCGAGAGGUACGGCCACGUGGAGCUGAACCUAUCCCGAGGUCACUGGAUCAUCAACGGCACCGUCGAGCCACCUGACGGAACUGAGUUCGUGCCUCUACGGCGUCACCAAGGCAACUACUACAUAGAGUACGAUCACAUCAUCGACGGCCAGACUCAACCAGAAGCUUCAAAGGAACCAGCUGAUGAGAACAAGAUCCCGAAGGUCAUGUUCGACAUCUUUUACGUAGGGACGGACCAGCUGGCUGCGAAGUACAAGCUUAAAGGAGGUUACUUCAGCAUCAGGGAGAAGAUGUCGGUCACGAAGGCCGAGCUAGACCAAGCGGUCUCUGUCUUGAAUGUUAUCGACUGUAAGAUCUUGGCUCAGGCGACGUUGUACGCGAACAAGGAGACGGAUGACUACAAGGUGUCCUUCCUGCUAGGCGUGCUGGAAGCUUGGGGCCACACAACAGUCAUACUUCAGACAGACCAGGAGCCUGCCACCAUGGCUCUGGCGCAGGCAGUUCGAGAUCGCAGAUCACACUCAACCUUGGUGCGGGGAUCACCGCCCUUUUCUAAGCAAAGUGCAGGCUACGCUGAAGGAGCUAACAAGCUAGCAGCUGGUCUACUUCGAGCCUACAAGCUGAAGCUGGAGCACAAGCUGGGCUGUGAGAUCAAGAUGACGGAUCCGAUCGUGCCAUGGCUUGUGAACUCAGUGGGGUGGAUGAUUACCAGAUUCCAGCCUCGCAGUCACGGAGGUUCCUCCUACAAGAUGCUCUACGGCAAAGAGUACAACGGCGAGAUUGCGGAGAUGGGUGAGCAGGUCUGGUAUCGGAUCUCAGCCAGAGUUGCCGCGGGACGUGGCAAAUGGGAAGCCCGCUUCGCAAAAGGAAUCUGGGUUGGUAAGAGUGAGCUGGACGAUACACAUCUCGUGAUCGAUCCUGAACGUGGAGUGCAGAAGGUCAGAACGGUGCGAAGGAUGCCUGAGGAGUUCAGAUGGCAGCCCGAGCUCAUCCAGCACAUCAGGGUGACGCCCUGGAAGCAGACGCCCGACAAGAGUUCAGGAACGAUCGGACGCAGCAUGUACAUCACGGAGCGCAUGAUCGAUGCUCAUGGUCCUACUGACGAGUGCAGGAAGUGCAGUACAGGAUACGGUUCGCAUUCGGCAGCCUGCCGACAGCGUUUCGAGACCAUUCAGGCCGACUUGCUGCGCGAGAAGUUGGCAAAGGACCCUGUGGCCCCUGAGGCUACAGUCGUGGUGCCAGCACCG
Molecule: messenger RNA, 2658 nt
Organism: Prorocentrum cordatum
Lineage: Eukaryota; Dinophyceae; Prorocentrales; Prorocentraceae
Source: the annotation of a GenBank genome assembly